Molecule: messenger RNA, 1690 nt
Organism: Schizophyllum commune H4-8
Lineage: Eukaryota; Fungi; Basidiomycota; Agaricomycetes; Agaricales; Schizophyllaceae
Product: GDP-mannose 4,6-dehydratase
Exons: 7
Coding region: 320-1441 (373 amino acids)
Biological process (GO): GDP-mannose metabolic process
Molecular function (GO): GDP-mannose 4,6-dehydratase activity
Source: RefSeq, a predicted model, not a curated record
UUGUGAUAUUCGAGUUACUUGUCAGUCUUUACAGUGGCAUAUUUACUUAUUCCCGUCACCAUGUCGCCCUGCAAGUCCUCAGCAAGUCGCCAGUCUGCCAGGUAUGCGACGCCACCUUUAUCCUGAAAAGAGCAUGUUAGCAUGCUGCGCAAUGCGCGUCCCCCCGCGGCGGCUGCGCGCGUCGCCCAGAUCUAAAUCUGACAUAGAGUUUGUACGCAUCUCCCUCGUCGGCUGCGUAUAAAUACGACCCCGCCCAUUCCAGACAGACCCCCUCUUCCUUCCCGCCUUCCCUCCUCCCGCCAUCAUCAUCACCUGAACGAUGACCACCGUCGCGCCCGCCUUCGCCCGCCUUAACCUCCCCUCGCCCGAGGAGUACAGGAAGCGCAAAGUCGCGCUCAUUUCCGGCAUCACUGGGCAGGACGGAUCAUACCUCACAGAGUUUCUCCUCGACAAGGGCUACGAGGUCCAUGGGAUCAUUCGCCGAUCGUCGAGCUUUAACACUGGGCGUCUCCACCAUCUCUUCGAGGACUCGUCCAUAGAGCGCCCGGGCAAGUUCAAGCUGCACUAUGGCGAUCUCAGCGACAGCACGAACCUCGUCUACAUCAUCGCCUCCGUGCAGCCGACCGAGAUCUACAACCUCGGCGCGCAGUCCCAUGUCAAGGUCUCCUUCGAGAUGGCCGAGUACACCGGCGAUGUCUCCGGCCUAGGCACCCUCCGCCUCCUCGACGCUAUCCGCACCUGCGGCCUCGAGAAGCACAUCCGCUUCUACCAGGCCUCCACCAGCGAGCUCUACGGCAAGGUCGUCGAGACCCCGCAGAGCGAGACGACGCCGUUCUACCCGCGCUCGCCGUACGGCGUCGCGAAGCUCUACGCGUACUGGAUCGUCGUCAACUACCGCGAGUCGUACGGGAUGUUCGCGUGCAACGGAAUCCUGUUCAACCACGAGAGCCCGAGGCGCGGAAGGACGUUCGUGACGCGCAAGAUCUCGCGCGCGGUGGCGGACAUCUCGCUCGGGAAGCAGUCGUGCCUGUACCUCGGGAACGUUGACGCUAAGCGUGAUUGGGGACAUGCUCGCGACUACGUGGAAGGAAUGUGGCUCAUGCUACAGCAGCCGGAGGCGAGCGACUUUGUUCUCGCGACCGGCGAAACCCACCCAGUGCGGGAAUAUGUGGAGAAGGCGUUCGCAUGCGUGGACGUACAAUUGCAAUGGCGCGGAGAGGGCGUCGAUGAGGAGGCCGUUGACACCAAGACCGGCAAGGUUGUCGUCAAAGUCGACCCGCGGUACUUCCGUCCUGCUGAAGUCGACCUCCUCCACGGCAACCCCGCAAAGGCGGAGCGCGUCCUCGGCUGGCGACGCCGCGUCGACUUCGACUCGCUCGUGAAGGAGAUGGUCGCUGCGGACCUAAAGGCGGCGAAGUCUUUGGUCGAGGAUCAGAACUAGGGGAAGCGCGUAUAGCUGUUCCCCGUGUGGAUCAAAGGAAGCAGGAGAACUGUACUCUCAACAGAAUGGGAAACAGUGAGCAGCCAACAUAGAACGGACGGGUGAGUUUAUUCCGAGUAUAUACAAGUGUAAAAACGGACCGGUAUGGAUAGCAUUGUAUUACUGCCUGUUGAUACGACGGUUGCGAGAUGGAUGAUGAGUUCGAAAGCACAAGUCGUAGCCGCCAGCAGAGCAAUCCUGGCGAGGGCA